Helianthus annuus (common sunflower) is the source of this 3129-nucleotide messenger RNA. RefSeq lists its product as uncharacterized. Bases 1 to 3129 code for a protein of 1042 amino acids. The transcript is spliced from 8 exons. Lineage: Eukaryota; Viridiplantae; Streptophyta; Magnoliopsida; Asterales; Asteraceae. The record is from RefSeq and is a predicted model, not a curated record. Gene Ontology annotation, biological process: telomere maintenance; DNA repair. Gene Ontology annotation, molecular function: DNA helicase activity.
AUGUACGUUUGGAUUGAUCUUGGUGGUAUGGAUAGUGUUAAUACUAGCCAUGGUAUUGCAAGUGAUUCUGAAAUAUUAUCAACACUGUCUUCUUCAUCUAUGUCCACAUUUCGAUCUGGUGAAACAUCCCGUAAUAUUAGAUGUCGUGGUCGUCCUCGAUUACGAGAUCGCCCUGCCGGUUCAGACAUUGAAAAUAUGCCAAUUCAACGACGUUGUUAUGUUGGCCCAAAUUCAAAUCAAUUCCAUGGAACUAAUUCAAUGAAUAGUGAUGUACCUUUUGUAUCACACUCUUUAACUUCGGAGUUUGUUUCAGCAUCGCCUUCUAUGCACAACCAGAGGUCAUCUUGUGCUGGUGUUUACCAAGAUGAAAACUCAUCAAGAGAUGUAUCAUAUUGGGAUUGUGGAAUUACAGAAUAUGUAUGUCCUUAUUGCAAAGCGAUCUUGUGGUAUGGUAAGAGAAGUGUUAAAUAUCUUGCACCGUCUAAUCCAACUUUCUCUACUUGUUGUGGUAAAGGCAAGGUUGUCUUACCUUUACUUGGGCAUGCUCCGCAACCAUUGCGACGGCUUUUACAGCCGAAUGGUGAACCGCGAUCUAAGGUGUUUAAAGAGAAUAUCAAGCUUCUAAAUUCAAUGUUUUCGUUUACUUCUACUGGCGGUAAAGUCUGUUCGGAUGUUAAUGAUGGAGGUGGUUCCUAUACAUAUGUGUUGAAUGGACAUAAUCAUCAUAGGAUUGGUACUUUGUUACCUCAGCAUAUUGAUGGACGGCCAAGAUUUGCACAACUAUACAUUUAUGACACAGAAAAUGAGGUUGACAAUCGAUUAAAAACAGUGGAGAAGUGUAUUCAGUCUGGGAAUGAUGAUGCAUGUAUUCGAAGUUUAGUUAAUUAUUUAAUUAGAAUGCUUAAUCGGCACAAUCCAUUAGUUCAGAGCUUUAGGAUGGCCAAAGAAAGAUUUACUCACUUUUCGCAGCAACCUGUUAGACUUAGACUGCUUGGUACACAAAGAAGGGAUGCGAGACAGUUUAAUUUGCCUACGGUCAAUGAAGUUGCUGCAUUGAUUCCGGGUGAUGGUAAUCCUAUAGAUUGUCAUGAUAUUAUUGUUGAAGACCGUGGUAGUACAAAUGCGAAACGUAUUUCUGAACUUCAUCCCAGUUACAUGUCGUUGCAAUAUCCAUUACUUUUCCCGUAUGGAGAAGAUGAUUUUAAUCUGGGCAUUCCUCUAAGUAAUAUUAGUGCUGAAAGUAAAAGAAAAAAUGUUUCAUUGAGAGAAUACUAUUAUUUUCGGUUGAUGGUUAGAAUGGAAGAAGGUAGAACAUUACAUAGUUCUGGCCGGUUAUUUCUCAUAUUUGUUGUUGAUGCAUAUACGCAAGUGCUUGAACAUGACUUACAAUGGUACAAGACUCAUCAGACAACAAUUCGUUUGGAGUUGUAUAAUGGGUUGCAUGAUCGUAUAUUAGAAGGCGAGACAAACUGUGAUUCUAUAGGUCGACGUGUUGUGUUGCCAGCGUCCUUCACAGGGGAGCCUAGGCAUAUGAUACAACAACAUCAAGAUGCGAUGGCAAUUUGUCGUUGGGCUGGUAUUCCGGAUCUUUUUAUUACCAUGACGUGUAACCCAAAAUGGCGUGAAAUUCAACGGCAUUUGCAUGAAAACACAGUGGGUCACUUAGUAUCUGAAAGACUUGAUAUUGUUUCACGGGUAUUUAAGAUCAAACUUGAUGAGCUCAUGAAAGACAUAAGGAAAAAAAGCAUCAUUUUGGUGUUCCUAAAGCGGUUCUUUACACAACAGAGUUUCAAAAACGUGGUCUGCCACAUUCUUGUGUUUCUUAGUCAAGUUGAUAAAAUUACUUCACCGGAUGAAAUUGAUAGAUUUAUAUCUGCUGAGCUGCCUUCUGAAUCGGGUGACCCAAUUGGUUUUUUUAAUGUUGGUACUCAUAUGAUGCAUGGUCCAUGUGGUAACCUUAGACCUUCGAGCCCUUGUAUGAAUGAUGGCAAAUGUACUAAAGGAUUUCCGAAGAGUUAUUGUGACGAAACUUUUAUUAGAAAUGAUGGGUGGCCGUCGUAUCGACGACGUAAUGACUCACGUAAAGUUCGUGUUGGUCGGCAAGAUAUUAUGCUAGAUAAUCAAUAUGUUGUUCCUUAUAAUCGUGCGUUGCUUAUAAACUAUAUUAACAAAGGUCAAGAUCGUGCUACCGCUGUAUUGGAAGGUCAAGGUGGGAGAACAACAUUUACAUCACUUUUAAAUCAUGAAAAUGAGAUUAAGCAGUACAUGAACUGUAGGUAUAUUUCAGCAUCAGAGGCGUGUUGGAAGAUAUUUGAGUUUGACAUGCAUUAUCGUUUAGUGGCUGUUAAAAGACUCCCAUUUCAUGAAGAAGGGUGUAAUAGAGUAUAUUUUAAGGAUUAUGAACAAAUUUCUGAUGUUUUACAACGAACAACAGCUGCAAUGUCAAAGUUUACUGAGUGGAUGGCUGCAAAUGAAAGGCAUGAGUUUGGCCGGACAUUGACGUAUGCCGAAUACCCAACUUUUUUUACAUGGCAUGAGAAGGAAAGAGUGUGGGAGCCCCGUAAAGAUGCUGAAAUAUUGAAUUAUACUAUGAAAGAGAUUGAACAAGUGUUGAUUCAGAGUGGCCAGUCGUUGACUUCCUUUCCAAACUUACCCCAGAUUGACCAUACUUCGAAAGAUAGAUUUAUCAACAGGUUAGUUCAAUUUGAGAGAGUGUAUGAUGCUAAUGAGGAAAGGACACGUUUUAUUAAGCAAUACGCUGGGUUGAAUAGUCAACAAAAAGAAGUGUUUGAUAGUAUAUAUUCUGCUGUUCAGGAUGAAGCACCUCUACAACAUCGCCAUGUUUUUGAAGUUGUUGAUCGAACAUUGAGGGAUGUGUGUCGAGACAGCGUGGCUGGUGCUGAGCAUAAAGUAUUUGGUGGAAAGGUUGUGGCGUUUGGUGGUGACUUUCGGCAGAUUCUUCCUGUUGUUCAGUUUGGUUCACGAAGUGAAAUUGUUGCUUCAGCUAUUAACAAGUCGCCAAAUAUAUGGAGGUCAUGUAAAGUGUUUUCUUUAACAACUAACAUGCGUUUACGUGAUCCAAGUAUUUUUGGUAGGGAUCUUAUUCAAAUGCAGGAAUUUAGUAAAUGA